This is a messenger RNA of Trichoplusia ni (cabbage looper), 930 nucleotides long. RefSeq lists its product as uncharacterized. Gene Ontology annotation, molecular function: oxidoreductase activity. The transcript has a single exon. The record is from RefSeq and is a predicted model, not a curated record. Lineage: Eukaryota; Metazoa; Arthropoda; Insecta; Lepidoptera; Noctuidae. The coding region runs from base 71 to 826 and encodes 251 amino acids.
CAUAAUCUUAUCAAAUACUCAAAUACAGAAUAGGCAGUCUCUAUUUGGUCGUACAACUAACGACACAGAAAUGAGUUUUCAAAACAAAGUAGUGUUGAUCACUGGCGGGAGUUCCGGUAUCGGAGCUGCAACUGCAGAGCUGUUUGCUAAAGAAGGAGCUGACAUAGCUAUAGUAGGAAGAAACGAAGAAAAACUGAAGAAUACAGCUGAGAAAUGUGUGAAACUUGGAGCUAAAGUGCUCAUCAUCAAAGCAGACGUCGCGGUCGACAGCGAUUUGAAAACAAUUGUUCCGAAAACUAUCGAAAAAUUUGAGAAAAUCGACGUACUUGUCAACAAUGCCGGGAUACUGACUGCAGCGACUAUUGAAGAUGAGAAUUUAAUGGAAACCUUUGAUCAAACAAUAAACACGAAUCUUAGAUCUACUGUCUACUUAACCAACUUGGUUGUUCCGUACCUGAUCAAGACUAAAGGUAAUGUUAUUAAUAUAUCCAGUGUUCUUGGAAGUUCGAUUCUUGGGAAUCCUCGGCGUUUGGCUUACUGUGUCUCCAAGGCUGGUAUGGAUCAUUUCACCCGAGCCGCGGCAUUACAACUAACAUCAUCAGGUGUUAGAGUUAAUACCGUCAGUCCAGGAGUCACAAGGACUGACGUACUAUUGAAUGCCGGUGUCCAGUUAACGUGGGAGGAAACUGCAAGAAUGUACAAGAUAGACAGAGUUUCAGAACCGGAAGAAAUCGGUGAUUUAAUUCUAUUCCUGGCAAGUGAUAAGGCAAGAAGUAUUACUGGAGCUAACUACUGUAUUGACAAUGGUGCACGAUUGAAAAAUUAAGUGUAUAUGUCCAUUCUGUGGAAUAAUUAAUUACAAAGCAACCAACGCGCUACAGCUUUGUAAAUGAAAGUAAUAUUUUCAAUAAAAUGUCUCGACACUUAUGA